CGAGCGGCCUGUGUUUGGGCAGGAGCGGGCGUUGAGCGAGGAGGAGAAGGAGGCGGAGCUAGAAGCCAUGAGGCAGCGCCUGGCAGAGAGCAAGUGGCCCAUGGACUGGCAGCCGGUGCGCAACCUGCCCGUGGCAGCGGAGGAGCGGUGGGAGCAGUGUGAGGGGAUUCUCUACGAUGAGGGUGAUGUGCGCGCGGAUGGCAAGAUUGCCCGCAGGGAUGUGCAGUGCGGCAAGUGGCGCAGGGUGCCAAGUGGGUUUGAGGUGGAGGACAAGUUUGAGUGCUCCUGUGCGCUCACCUUCGACCCUCACCAUGCAGACUGUAUGGUGCCACAGGAGCUACCAAAGAGGGACUUGGAGAGGCGGCUCAAGAUGAUUGCGGACCUCAAAUUGCAGAAGCAGCAGCAGGGGGCGGAGAUGGGCGAGUGGAAGGAGCGCACGGGGGAGCUGAGGGCGUUCAGGGCGCACCACGGCCACUGCCACGUGGCCCCCAGGAGCCCCCUGGGCGUGUGGCUGCAGAAGCAGCGCAUGUUGCUGCGCCGCAACCGACUCUCACCCGUGCAGCGGGAGGAGGUGCAGCAGCUGAACGUGACGAUCAACCUGGAGGAUGCGCGGUGGGAGGAGAACUUUGCGGCUCUCGUGGACUUCAAGCGCGACUUUGGCCACCUCAACGUCUCCAACGCGCCACACGCGCACACCAACACUGCCCCGCCUCCCGCCGCCGCUUCCGCUUCUGCUGCUGCUUCUGCUUCUGCUGCUGCUUCUGCUUCUGCUGCUGCUGGUGAUGGUGCCAGUGCUGGAGCAGGGGCAGGGGGAGGGGGAGGAGGAGGGAGGGCAGCAGGAGGAGCUGCUGCUGCUGUUGCUGCUGCUGCUGCUGCUGCUGGUAUCAGUGGCGGUGGCGUUAGCAGCAGCGGCCAGCAGCAGGGAGGAGGGAGGCUGAGGCGAGCACAGGACUUGGCGCGGCUGAACCAGUGGGUGAAGGCCCAGAAGGCCAUGGCACAGCAGCCGUUCAAGGGUAAGAAGGCACUACAGCGGAUCUGCAGGCUGCUGGAGAUUGGAUUUGUUUUUUCGGAGGGCGAUUCCUCCUCUUGA
Messenger RNA from Closterium sp. Naga37s-1, 1090 nucleotides. Lineage: Eukaryota; Viridiplantae; Streptophyta; Zygnematophyceae; Desmidiales; Closteriaceae. The record is from the annotation of a GenBank genome assembly.